AUGCCAUACCCAAAUCGCGUUUUCGGUCAAGCUAUGAAGAAGCCGAGUCGAUAUCAGCGGCAGUUUGGAGGGAAUAAGAAUAGCACUGUCACUCAGAGUGAUCAAGCUCGGAAAGCUGAGGAAGCUGCAGCACGACGACGAUUGCGGCACGAGCAAGGGGAAGCAAUCGAUAUCAAAUUUGGAUACAGAAGGUUGGAAGAUCAAUUGUCUACCGCGUCGAGGGGGGCAUCGGUAAUUCAACGGCGUGGGUGGCUUUUCCACAUGUUGGCAACAACAAGGAUUGAUCCUAGUUCAGGGAUUGAACAGGCUGGGUUGGAUUUAUACUUUGUUGACGGGAAUGGGGGAAAUUUCAAAACAACAGUUCUACAUCGUCCUUACAUCUACCUUUUGACGCAUGAAAAAGACGAAGGCCUUGGGCAACUAUUGUUGAAGAAAUACUCAGGGCUCCUAGCGGAUGCACGAUUAGUACCGAUGGUAGAUUUGGAUCAGCCAAACCAUUUGUCGCCAACUAAUUCCACACGAAUGGUCUGGAAGCUCAUCUUUGACAAUGUAUCCCAGCUGAUGGAGGUGCGUUCGAGCCUUGCUGAUCUCGUCAAGGCGUCUGGGCAGCUGGUAUCCUCUGCUUUCGAUACUUCCGAUUUCGACAUGGAUCAAGAAACCUCAUCAAGGGAUAGAAGAUUGGAUCCUUGGAAGAAUAUGCAAGAGCUAAGGGAAUACGAUGUUCCAUACGUUGUUCGGGUAUGCAUGGAUUUGAAGAUUCGAGCUGGGUCUUGGUACACUGUGACGGUUGAGGGGGAAGAUGGCGGAUCGCCAGUAUCGACUCUGACAGAUCCUGACAUCGAGACAAAGGCAAACCCACGUGUGCUUGCUUUUGAUAUUGAGUGUACGAAAGCUCCUCUUAAGUUUCCAAAUGCAGACGUGGAUGAAAUAUACAUGAUUUCCUACAUGAUCUCGAACGGGAAUAAUCAACCCGAAGGAUUCCUUAUCUGCUCAAGAUCAUUUGUAUCACAGGAUAUCUCUGCGUUUGAAUACACCCCGAAGCCAAGCUACCCUGGCCCCUUUUCCAUCUUCAAUGAGAAGGAUGAAAAGGAGCUUAUCCUCCGAUUCGUGAGGGAGUAUCAACGACUUCGCCCUCAAAUCGUGGUGACUUACAAUGGGGACUCCUUUGACUGGCCUUUUCUUCUUCAAAGAGCCAAAAGUCAUGGAAUUGACCUCUGGUCUGAGUUGGGCAUUUGCAAGUCUGGUGACGAUGAAUUUCGAGGCCGUUGUUGCGUGCAUCUUGAUGCCUUUUGCUGGGUACAAAGGGACUCCUACCUGCCACAAGGCGCGCAAGGUCUGAAAGCAGUCACAAAAUACAAACUCGGAUAUGAUCCGGUUGAGGUGGAUCCUGAGGAUAUGCUUCCGUUGGCACAAGAACGGCCCGUGCAUAUGGCAACGUACUCGGUUUCCGAUGCUGUUGCAACAUACUACCUGUACGAGAAAUACGUGCACCUCUUCAUUUUCAGUUUAUGCACGCUUAUUCCAAUGGGGCCUGAAGAUGUGCUUCGAAAGGGGUCUGGUACUCUAUGUGAGGCCUUGUUGAUGGUACAAGCGAAUGACCUGAGUAUUGUUUGCCCAAACAAACAAAUUGAUCCAUUGGCAAAGUUUCACAACGGUCACCUGCUCGAAAGUGAAACAUACAUCGGUGGUAAAGUCGAAUGUUUGGAAACUGGUGUCUAUAGAAGUGACGUUGAAUAUGAAUUCGAUCUGAAGCCCACUGCAUUUCAACAAUUGAUAGACAACGUUGACCGAGAUUUGUGCUUCUCAAUCGAGGUGGAAGGGGGAAUGGACAGAGCUGACAUUGUGAACUACGACGAAGUGCGAUCUCUCAUCGUAGAGCAACUUGAACUUCUGCGCGAUCGACCGAAGCGUGUUGAAAAACCCUACAUCUACCAUUUGGAUGUCGGGGCAAUGUACCCAAACAUCAUUCUCACAAACCGUUUGCAGCCAAGUGCCAUCGUCGACGAUUCGAUUUGUGCUGCAUGCGAUUUCAACCAUGCAAGGAAUGGAUGCAAACGUAAAAUGGAGUGGAUUUGGAGGGGAGACUACAGCCCAGCUGGGAAACUUGAGUACGAUCGCACCAAAGACCAACUGUCAAGGGAAAUGAUGAGUGAUGGGCGUCGCUUUAACGAAUUGGCAGAAUGGGAGAAAGCCGACAUGGUGACUGCGCGUUUGAAGGAGUAUUCGAAAAAUGCUUUUCGACGGACAAAGGUGACCGAAGAAAUCACGAAAAAGGAUAUCGUUUGCAUGCGAGAAAAUGAUUUCUAUGUUGACACCGUCCGUCGAUUCAGGGAUCGCCGUUAUGAUUAUAAAAAGAUGACCAAAACUUGGAAGAAGAAGAUCUCUACCGCGACAGAUCCACGCUCCAAGAAAGAGGCAGAGGAUAAAGUUCUUGUGUACGACAGUCUCCAAGUUGCGCACAAGUGCAUUCUGAACUCCUUUUACGGCUACGUGAUGAGAAAAGGUGCAAGGUGGAGAUCCAUGGAAAUGGCAGGCAUUGUCACGAAGACUGGAGCCGAUCUUAUCACACAGGCGCGUGUUCUUGUGGAACAGAUUGGUCGGCCUUUGGAGUUGGAUACAGAUGGAAUCUGGUGCAUUCUUCCGAAAAGCUUUCCCGACGUUUAUACUUUCAAGGCACGGGAUGGAUCAAAGGUCAAACUGGAGUAUCCUUGUAUCAUGCUAAACGCUGACGUUCACGACAACUUUACCAACCACCAGUAUCAAACCCUGACGAACGCAAAGCAAGGAGGCUACGAGAGUCGUAGCGAGUGUUCUAUCUUCUUCGAAGUUGAUGGGCCAUAUCGAUGCAUGGUACUUCCUGCAAGCACAGAGGAAGGAAAACUUCUCAAGAAGAGAUAUGCAGUAUUCAAUUUCGACGGGUCCCUUGCCGAAUUGAAAGGCUUUGAAUUGAAGCGUCGGGGAGAGCUGGAAUUGAUUAAGACAUUUCAGUCCCAAGUUUUCGAACGUUUCCUCGAUGGGAAUUCCCUUGUCCAAUGCUACGACAGUGUCGCGGAAAUCGCAAAUCAUUGGAUCGACGUGAUUGAUACAAGGGGCGAAUCCUUGGAUGACAGUGAACUCAUUGAUUUGAUCAGUGAGAAUAGGAACAUGAGUAGACAACUUGAGGAGUAUGGUGAUCAGAAGGGCACAUCCCAAACAACAGCCAGACGACUCGGUCAGUUUCUUGGUGCCGAAAUCAUCAAGGACAAAGGGCUGAACUGCAAGUUUAUCAUUGCGGAGCAGCCAUACGGGGCACCGGUAACGGAACGCGCAAUUCCUACAGCAAUCUGGAAGUCAGAGCCAGGAGUUAUGAGACAUUUUCUGCGAAAAUGGCUCAAGGCGCCAGGGCUUGAAGGCGAAGGUCUUGACAUUCGAAACAUUCUGGAUUGGGACUAUUAUAUGGAACGCCUAGGAAAGACAAUUCAAAAGAUUAUCACGAUCCCUGCUGCUCUUCAGAAAGUUCCGAAUCCUGUACCUCGGGUUUCCCAUCCUGAUUGGUUGAACUCGAAGGUCCAACAGCUGAAUGACAGGUUUCAGCAGCGAAGUAUCCAAAGCAUGCUUUCAACGAAGCCAUCAAAGCAUAUGAGUUCGCAAGUUCGGCCUGUUCCAAUGGAUAUCGAAGACAUUGCGGGUGAAGCUUUCGUGCCUGCGGGCCCGAUUGUACGUCGAAGCAGGACAAAAGCAAUCCGAGCGAUAGAAUUGGAGAGUGUUGCAAAUGAAGAUGCGCCACGAGUAAAACUCACAGGCUCGAACUUCGACAAUUGGCUAAAUCAAAAGAAGUCUCUUUGGAGAAAGGGUCGUCAAGAGAAACGAAAUGUCCUGCAAUCAGACCGAUUGGAAGGUAUCCGCGAUCUGUCAACACGGAAGAAGGCAGCAAACAGUAUGGAAGGGUUUGUGAAAGAAGCAGCGAUGGAUGUGUCACAGCGCGAAUGGCAAAUCAUCGAGCUACGUGAGAUGACUUCGUACGACACAGCGUCUUCUGCCGUAUCAACUGGAGAAUUUAUUGCUUGGGUUAUGUUAGGCAGCGAGUCUCUUCGAAAGAUGCACAUUACUGUUCCAAGAACUGUAUAUGUAUCGACGAAGCAAGAGAUUGUGAGCCACUCCCAAGAUAUAAUCUCUCUCAGGAAAGUCAACAAACAUCUACCACACCGGAAGAAGGCGGCAUUUCUCUACGAAGUGAGUAUGUAUGAGUAUGUCUACAAGCAAAAGAAUUGGACUUCAUACUUGAAAGCCGCUAAGUCAAACGAGGGAGAUGCGACUGUGCUCGAUGAGGUUUUUGAAACCGGUACCCCCCUACUCACACGGGCUCUGACUGAGCUUGGAUCCGUUUCAAGAGUUUCAAACUUUGGCAAACGACGGAAGGGCAAGAAAUCACAUCUUCUAUCCGAUCUCCAGAGAGUGGACCGUCCCACUGAGGGCUUAUACUUGAACGUCAAUUUGUCGUACAAGAGGACAUUCAUGUAUACCAGAAUCAACUCAAAAACAAGAACUGGUUUGGUUGCUUUGUUCACAAUUGAGGGAGGGAGUGGUUCUUUCCGAGGCAAGCAUGGAAAUGACGAUAUCACUGCGCCUUCAUUGUCGCCUCGUGGUGCCUUCCAUAUACACUCGAAGUGCAAAGUAUGGAUAGUGAGCCCUGGUGCUAGUAGAGGAAUCAAGAACAUUUCUGUGAGCAGCUGUGAUGCCAUCUUUUCGCAACUUUUGGAUACGAUAAAUCAGUCGAUGGAUCUCGAAUCUGAAUACGCUUGUAUAUCGUCUAGCUCGCAUUGCGAAAUAUCCGGGUUGAAUUUUGUGGCUCGGGAAGAAAUGGCGCUUUCUCAGGUGAAUGACGAGCUAUCAUCACAUCUCAAGUCGAACAAUGGACCAACUUUUCUUCUAGUCAACAGCCACAAAGCCACGAGCCAACUGAGGAGAAGCAUUCCUGCAAUGAAUUCAUUUCCUGUCAUCCAACUGCCCUUUCCUCCAGGACCAGAGCACAAUCCAUCUAGCUCGACACUCCCAGCACUUAAUUGGGAAAGGCCAUCGACCCAGUUGUGCAUGGAGGCUUUCCUUUACAUGGGCAUCGUGUCUUUUCCCAAACGGGUGUCCUACGCCAGAUAUGGAAAUCUACCCAUAGGAAAUCUGGGGAUGGAAGAGAGCUUUGCCCUCUUUGAUAUUGGACUAUCAAGACUUUUGAAAAAGAAUCGUGCUGUGUCGUGGGCAACGCAAUCAGUUCGCCAACCUGACACUGGGGGUCCAUUCUUCGCUCACGGAAAUGGGUCGACGAAGCCACCGAUUCAACUGACUGGAACUCACAUUUUGAAUCAUGACGACAUAUGGGGUGAUAAUGAAGGUCUUAUUAGUCCUGUUGUUCGGCGCCAGGGCUGUUAUCGAACGGUUUGUGUUGAUAUAGAGUUGCAAGAUCUUGUAAUUUCUGCGUUGACUGAAACAGAACAUAUCUCGCAGUCCUCGAACCCACCCUCUCCGACAAACGUUCUUCAAUUCGAAGCCGAUCAAAACGCCAUCAAGUCUAUCGAGCCGAUGGGAGAUGAAACGGCAACGUCGAUAUCAUUACCUCUUCUUCGUUCCCUUGUCUCCACGUGGUUGAAGGAUGCGUUUGCAAACAACAAUGAGGUCGCCGAUGCUCUGCUGCACAACUUGUACCGUGUUGUUUCUGCCCCUGAAACCCUUAUGCACGACCCAGCGUUACAUCGGGUGGUUCAUAUAUUGAUGAAAUCCACUUUCGCUCGCUUAUUGGGAGAGUUGCAGCGACUUGGUUGCUCCAUCGUCUUUGCAUCAUUCCACAAGAUCACUGUCGCUACGAAGAAAACAAGGCUAGAUGACGCGGCGGAGUACAUAGAUUUUGUUAUCAAUACGAUGCGUGGACAUGAUCAUGGCCAAAAUUUGUCAUCGCUCUCACGACUAUCACUGCGACCACGUCGCUUUCACACCCAUCUCUUGUUUCUUGAUGAGUACAACUUUGGAACAAUGCAUCUGGAUUUAGUGGAAAAGCAUGAAACUGAAGGACAGUUUUUUAUCGAAGAAAACUCUGACAGCAGUGCUGUAGUUCUUCCUUCCGUUGUGACUGCAUGGAGCAUAAUAAACCACCUCGGAAGCGAAACCGCCGAGGAAUAUUUCAGAAUUUUAGUGGGACGAUUUUCGAGGGAUACUCUUCAAAGGCAGGUGGAAUUGAGCAGAAGCGGCAAUGAAAACGCGAUGCUUCGUGCGGAGCAAAACCAGGACUUGUUGGCCUACAGACAGAAGAUGAUCUCAAAAUACUUCGCCGCAUAUUUGACUCGCGCAGUUGCGGAAAUCAUCAAGGAUGAAGAAUCUUAUGAUGCGCUGAAGAAAUCUGUUGGUCGUUGCCACCCAGUCUUGCAAUUCAUAAAAUCUGUUAUGGUUGUCUUGGGGCUCGACCGUGAUGUGGAGACGGAAGUUCAUAUCUUGAAACGAAGUUUGUUGGCGCAAAUUGGUGUUGCUGAGUAUUCGAAAAUUGCCCAGUGGGAUAAUCCUUGUCGGACGUUUAUUCUGCCAGACGUUUUUUGCCCCGAAUGUCAAGAAUGCAAAGACAUAAAUCUCUGCCAUCUGCCACCAACCUCCGACGAGAAUGAGAAACAGGUUCAUUGGUUUUGUGAAGACUGCGGAGUAGAAUACGAUGCAGAUCGCAUCCAGAGCCGCUUGAUUCAUCACUUACAUCGCCGCAUGAUGCGUUAUCAGCUUCAAGAUAUUCGGUGUUCCAAGACAAAUGCUGUGGCGACACAUGGUCUCGCAAGGGUGUCGAAGUCUUCUGCACCUUUUAAGCUGGAUAUUUCACAAGAGGUCAUGCGAACAGAAAUCCGAACCUUGCAGUGGAUUGCUGAGCACCAUUUGCUCGAAGAGCUGCAAGAAACAACAAGUCAUAUGCUGAGUUUGUUUCCGUAG
Messenger RNA from Cylindrotheca closterium, 6933 nucleotides. The record is from the annotation of a GenBank genome assembly. NCBI's taxonomy places the organism in Eukaryota, Bacillariophyta, Bacillariophyceae, Bacillariales, Bacillariaceae.